Molecule: messenger RNA, 2089 nt
Organism: Cotesia glomerata
Lineage: Eukaryota; Metazoa; Arthropoda; Insecta; Hymenoptera; Braconidae
Product: nuclear receptor subfamily 1 group D member 2-like
Exons: 4
Coding region: 524-1750 (408 amino acids)
Biological process (GO): regulation of DNA-templated transcription
Molecular function (GO): DNA-binding transcription factor activity; zinc ion binding; sequence-specific DNA binding
Source: RefSeq, a predicted model, not a curated record
AAAAUGAAAUGAAGAUGAUAUCAAAAACGGUUGAGAUAAAAGGGGUUAGAGGGGGAAGGUACAGGGAGAACGGUGUCUGAGUCUGAACCGGUAUGUGGGUAUAUAACAUAAACGACUCUUAAUUAAUUUGUCAUUAGUUAAUUAGUAUCGCGGUCGUAAUGGGUAAUGAAAUAUACCGGAUGCCGAGCGUAGCCCAAGAGAUGUUUCCAUGUUCGCAUUUGAUUUAGAUGGUAGCCCGUGGAAAGGCAGAGGGACGAAGUAUCAAAAAGAACGAGCUGCGACACACGUAUACGCUGAUAAACUGACUGCUCGGAAAAAUCGCAGGGAAUAUACGAGCAAAGUGGACAGUGGAGUGGACGUCAGACGAGAUUGAAGAACCCGGUUUGGCCUGACUAACAGACUCAGAAUAUAAUCUAAUCAUCGAAGACAUAAACGAGUAAAAAUGGGCAGGAAGUGGAUGAUGGAAGUGACAAACGGAAGGGCUCUCGGGAGCCCCAACUUUCAAGGAUAAAUCUAACUCCGGAUGGACGUGGGCGAUCUAUCGAAUGCCGCAGGAUUGGCUGCCAGUGGAGCCGCCGUUUUCGGUCCCGCCACUACUUCUGCCACACGAUUCUCAAACAGCAACACUGCUAAUAUUAACAUUGACAACAAUAACAGUAAUAAUUUUAUCGACAACGGUAAUCCUGACAGCGGUGGUCAGGUCGGGGCCAGCUUUUACCCUAGCGCUGGAUGGUGGACUCCAAGCUCGACACUGGUCACGGCACCCGCAAACGCCGACGUGAUGAAUCAGUUGUGCCGAGUAUGCGGUGAGCCGGCGGCAGGUUUCCACUUCGGAGCAUUCACAUGUGAGGGUUGUAAGUCAUUUUUCGGGCGAACUUACAACAACCUGGGAAGCAUCUCCGAGUGCAAGAACGGCGGGGUGUGCGUAAUAAACAAGAAGAACCGAACAGCCUGCAAAGCGUGUCGUUUGAGAAAAUGCCUGAUGGUGGGAAUGUCAAAGUCGGGAUCAAGAUACGGACGACGCUCCAAUUGGUUCAAGAUCCACUGUCUCUUACAAGAGCAGUCACACCAGGCCCAACAGCGGCUCAAGGAGUCGACAAAGUUGCCCUUCGACAAAGUUGCUUCCCUAGAUGCUGCUAACAACAACACCAACAACAAUAACAACAACAACAGCAAUUUCGCCGCAGCUUCAGGAUUGGGGAUGCCGGACCGCAAGGAGGAUCCAAUCUUGUCACCAAGACUGCCUCCAAGACCGGAUCUGCUACCCCACGAGCUUCUGAGACCGGAAAUAACGCGAUUCCCCCUCUGGCGAGGGCCUCCCUUUUUCCACCCCCUUUCGCCAAUACAGCUGCUGAACACCCCGUUCUUUCCGUUCCAGCAGCGAUUUAUGGUGCCUUACAUCAACAACCAGGCGAGUCAGCAAGUUCCGGUAACCAGCUUGUCCAGUUCUUCCAGCGAAAGCGUUUCGCCUCGCUCCACUCCUUCUCCGAAAGAGUUUCUGAUCGAAAAGUCGGAAACCAGCAGUCCGCCGAUUGUCGGUGACAAAGGACUCGCUUUUCUGAGGUCUCUUGGCCCAGAACAGGAGGAACCGAUGGACCUCAGUAGGAAAAGCUCAGAAGUGAAAGACAUCCUCGACGAAAGCUGUGAUUCUGAUGAUAGUGUCGAUGAAAAACCUGUAAUUGCGGAUAACCUUCAAGAAAAAGUCUCCACUGACGCUAAUCCGCCUUUAGAUCUCAGUUGGAAAACUUGACACUCGGUUAUCGGACUUUUUUGGGACAAACUUUCGAGUUUUGCUGGUAAAUUGUUUAAAAAGUGCCUUUUUCAAUAUUUAUUUGAUGGUUGCACCACUUUGUUUUGUAAAUUGUGACUUGGAGAAGAUGGCCGUUCGUGGAAACAAAAUGGCCGGUGAUUUAAGUAGGUGCUAAAAAUGGAUUUUUUUAUGAGAUAGAUAUGAACUGAUAUAGAAGAGAGAACAAGUAAAGUAAUAGAAGAUAGUAUUGUAUAUGCUCAAGUGUAUGUAAUUAAUGUCUAGGAAUCGAGGCCAGUGUGUAAAUAAUAAAAUGUUUAAUAAUAAAUAAUAUUUAAAUGA